Chaetomium globosum CBS 148.51 is the source of this 804-nucleotide messenger RNA. RefSeq lists its product as uncharacterized. The transcript is spliced from 4 exons. The record is from RefSeq and is a predicted model, not a curated record. The coding region runs from base 1 to 804 and encodes 267 amino acids. NCBI's taxonomy places the organism in Eukaryota, Fungi, Ascomycota, Sordariomycetes, Sordariales, Chaetomiaceae.
AUGGAGCAGCUAUCACUUACCGUCAUUCAGCUGAUCGAAAACGAAGAGUACAUUCCCAUGGCCGAGGCAGAAUACGAAGGCCAAAAGGCCAUCUCCGCCAUUAUCCCCGACCACGCCAUACCCCCCAUCGCCUGGGGCCACUACAAAAACGUCCACACCAAAGCCUGGUUCCUGACCCAUUUCCGGCCGCUCAAGCCCUUCCACCCCGACGACGAAUCCCUCUCCGAGUUCCUCACGACCCUCAAAACCCUACACAAAACCUCCACCUCACCCACCGGCCAGUUCGGCUUCCACACAACCUCCUUCUCCGGGCCGCCGGCCAUGGUCGUCGACUGGACUUCGGACUGGGCCCUAUUCUGGACGCGGGAAUUGCGUGCUGCACUGGCGUACAUGCAGCGCAUGCUGGGAGAUGAGGACGCCGAGCUGCAGGGGCUCGUGGAGCAGCUCGUGGAGCGCAUAGUCCCGCGCUUGCUGGUGCCGCUGCAGACGGGCGGGCGCACCAUUCGCCCGGCCCUCUGCCAUGGGAUUUGUGGGAUGGGAAUAUCCAGCUUGAUGAUGGAUUUACAAUGUGUGCGUGCGGAGAGGGGGGUGAUGAACCCGGGCUUCGUAGAGAGGUAUGCGCGGGAGGUGGGCAAGUCCGAGCCCGAGGCGGAUUUUGAGGAUCGAGUUGCGCUAUAUGCCAUGAUGAAAGAAGAGAUGCGCAGGCUGCUUGCUAAACACCCCGAUGGGCUGGCCGGGUUUGAGGGAGACUUAACUCCAACUGGGGAUCACAAGCUGGAAGAGGAGUCGGCGAUGGACGCGUAG